Messenger RNA from Penicillium chermesinum, 288 nucleotides. RefSeq lists its product as uncharacterized. The coding region runs from base 1 to 288 and encodes 95 amino acids. The transcript has a single exon. NCBI's taxonomy places the organism in Eukaryota, Fungi, Ascomycota, Eurotiomycetes, Eurotiales, Aspergillaceae. The record is from RefSeq and is a predicted model, not a curated record.
AUGACUUGGAUUAUGUUCCUGUAUCGAUGGAAUGCCUGGAGUAGAUGUAUCCGUUUGUACUACAGUGAGACCAAGGCCAAGCCCACAUUCUCAAUAGAUGAGAAUUCUGUCAAGGCGUCGUCUCCCAUCAUCAGUUUAAUCAUUUUGACUGAAAAACGAAGAAAAGCUGAUAUCAAACCUCUGGAGUUCAUUAGAGUUGACAAAAGUGCCGUUGCCAUUCCCAUUGAUCAAGUUGUUGUACUUGACGGCCAUAGCACCGACGGUCUACACACUUGUCAGUAUUGGUAA